Bursaphelenchus okinawaensis is the source of this 1226-nucleotide messenger RNA. The record is from the annotation of a GenBank genome assembly. NCBI's taxonomy places the organism in Eukaryota, Metazoa, Nematoda, Chromadorea, Rhabditida, Aphelenchoididae.
AUGGGUGUCUUCGACCGUAAGUCUUUUAUCUGUUUUGCAGGUGGUUUUGUCUGAUAAAAGACAACUUUCGUAAACAAUCUUUGAAUCGGAUACUUUGGGUGACGAGUAAAUAACAACAAUAAAACAAUACAGCCCAGCUUCUUUCUCAAUCGUUUUCGACGUUCUUAGACACUGUUUUCGAAUACUCUUUUCUUAACUUUAACCCUGUUUUUGUAGCCGGCCAAUACGGUAGAACAGCCCGGAUGUUACUACUGUACUUGGUGUACCUAUCACUUGCGACAACACUGUCACCGUUCGCAUCCGAAGCUCAUGCCGAACUCACCGUGCCCGGCUUGGAAGCGUCGUACGAUGCCUUCGAAAGCUCGGCCAUCAACCUCAACCUCCAGGAUGCGAUGCGAACCCUGAGGCGAAUGAAGAGAAUGACCACCAAACGUUUGUUUUUGAGAAUCGUAUUUUAUGAACCACAUUUAAGUAGACGAACUCAGCCCAGCCAUGCCCUUUUAAGUUCCCGCUUUGCACUUGAAUUGUCCCCUUUGGCGGUGGUACUGCUUCGGUCAAAAAGUGUAGAGACAAUUGAGGUAUCAGGUAAAAGAUCAAGAAAGUGAUAGGAAAAACGUUCUACACACUUUUUGACCGGCUAGUACCACCUUGGUACCAUUUCCUCACUUUCUGGUCCCUCAUCACGCCUCUUAUCCUUUGCCAUAUUCGUUAAUCUACAGUACUCAUGCUCUACAGUAGUCCGUCUCUGACCUUAUUUGUCAUUCCCUGCCACUUUGGAUUGAUCUAACAUUCAGAUUUAGAGAGUUACUUAAAAAGUUUAGACUGGUAUAACAUCUUUAGGUAUUGAUUAACAUGGUGAAAGGAUUGCAGGUUACAGUACACGUCGAACAGUAGGGUAUUACUGCAAAAAAGAGUAAAGUGAUGUUGUUUUAGUGAGGUACUUAAAACACUGUCACUCUUAGAUGACUUUGACUUGCAGAUAGUAUUGUUAGUGUAGUACCAAUGAGUACUAAUGUUUGCGGUUGGAAUUGUUACUUACAGAGCCCGAAGACAUUCUGACCCUUGACCGAGAGACGGUAACCGAAGCCCAGAAAAAGCAAAACGAAUCCGACAGCCAAGAUACGAUAUACUGUCUCCGAUUGGGUAAACUCUUUUACUGGGCGAUAAAAGGUGGCGGCGCUUUCUUUCGCUUUUCACAGUCCAGUCCGUCCGGGUUACGGUACUAA